Oreochromis aureus is the source of this 2608-nucleotide messenger RNA. Its product is annotated as ubiquitin thioesterase OTU1. NCBI's taxonomy places the organism in Eukaryota, Metazoa, Chordata, Actinopteri, Cichliformes, Cichlidae. Gene Ontology annotation, cellular component: cytosol; nucleus. The record is from RefSeq and is a predicted model, not a curated record. Gene Ontology annotation, biological process: protein deubiquitination; endoplasmic reticulum unfolded protein response. Gene Ontology annotation, molecular function: protein binding; cysteine-type deubiquitinase activity.
CUUUCUCGGGAGAACUGUUUGGUGCCUCUGUGCCUCCCCCAGUUAAAUUUGUAUGUUUAAAAAUGCUAAAUGGAAAGGUUCUUAGAACACUUUUCUACUCUCUUUGGAGCACUCAAAGCGCUUUAUACAACAUGCCUCAUUCACACAAGCACUUAUUUCUGUCCCUAAGUGGUUUCUAGCUAACAUUCAUACUCGGAUGGAUGCAGCUGAGAGGAACUUGAGGGUCAUAUCUUGCCCAAGAAUACUUUAGCAUGCAGGUUGGACUUGCCAAGGAUCCGAACCACCAACCUUCCAAUUGGUGGAUGAUCUGCUCUACAUCCUGAGCUUGCUCCCUGGUUAUAUGGGCGAGAAGCAGGGUGCACCCUGGACAGGAUGCCAGAAUUUGCAGGCAGGAUGUUGCGGCUUUGCUGUAAGACCAAAAAUGGGAGCCACUUGAUGCAUGGCUUGACUCAUCGGUCCUGCGUGCAGGAGCUGAAGCGCAAGGUGGAGGAGCUGACUGGUAUCCCCUGUGAUGUGCAGAAAAUAAUGGUCGGAUACCCACCCUCCAGCCUUGAUCUUCGGAACGGAGAAGCUCACCUCAAGGACUACCCUAUCAAAUCAGGAGACACACUCAUCGUUGAGGAGGAAAAAAACAAGCCAAAGCCUCAGGAUCGUCCCGCUGUGACGAAAGGACCUAACCUCGAAGUUUCACCUGUGCUGGCACGCCGAGUGGUCCCAGCUGACAACUCCUGCCUCUUCACCAGUGUUUAUUACGUGGUGGAAGGCGGAGUACGACCCGCCUGCGCCCCUGAAAUGCGAGGUCUCAUUGCCCAGAUAGUCUCGAGUGACCCCGCGGCUUACUCUGAAGCGGUGCUGGGGAAAACCAAUGAGGAGUACUGCACCUGGAUAAGACGUGAUGACACCUGGGGAGGAGCCAUCGAGGUAUCAAUCCUGUCUAAGUUUUACCAGUGUGAGAUCUGCGUAGUGGAUACUCAGACAGUGCGAGUAGACAGAUUUGGGGAGGAUGCUGGCUACCACAAACGCGUGUUGCUGAUCUAUGAUGGCAUCCACUACGACCCGCUGCAGAAAGAGAUCCCCGGAUCUGACACCCCGCAGACUAUCUUCUCGACCACAGACGGCGUAAUCCUGGCCCAGGCCCUCGAGCUGGCAGGCGAGGCUCGCCGCAAGCGGCAGUUCACAGACGUUAACCGCUUUGCCUUGCGCUGCAUGGUGUGUCAGACAGGCUUGGUGGGACAAAAGGAAGCUCGUGAGCAUGCCAAGGAGACAGGCCACACUAAUUUUGGUGAAGUGUGAAAGUCUUGCUGUCUUUCUUUUGCUGUAUCUCACAAAUACAACAACCACCAACCCCCAUGCCCUGUGUCUGGCAACUCUGUGGGUCUGUCUGCUUUUGUGAUCCUCUACCUCACAUUAUCUGGCAACAUCUUUGGAGACUCUGCAGGUACUGUGUUCCGCCUCUUACCUGUUCAGUAUUACUUUUUAACUACUGUCAGUUCUUACAGUCAGAAAUGCUACUGCAGUGCUCCAGUGUUAGAAACCAUAAUAUUCAGAUCUCUUUAAACUGGGACAGGAUGCAAAAAAUUCUUAGUAGUUUCGAUCUGGUAAUAUUACUCAUGGACAAGUUCACGGUGACAUAAACCAAACAGUUUAGGAUGUGUUAUCAAUGCAACAGAUUGGCAGAACCUACCCUUGACGAAACAAAGAUGUGCGAACAAAGAGUUUUAAAACAGCCACUAAGAAUUAUUUGCACAGUUAUGUGAUCACAUUCACUUUUGUCUUAAACACAACAAGCUUGACUGUUAUUUAUCAUGUUGGUUAUGUAGCAUGUUUUUUUUUAUUACAUUGGGUGCAGAUGUAAGUAAUUCUUCCAUUAAUUUCCUUAAAUUGAAACAUUUGAACUGUUCAAUAUAGAUGGCCUGAGUUAAUGCUAAGCAGGAUUCUUCUAAAUUUUAAUUUAAUGAAAAAUCAAUCAAACCAACCUAACCUCCUGAAUAUCAGUAGUUUUUUUAUUGUUUUGGGGGGGGGGGGGUUGGUGCAAGAACCUUAAUAACUAUAACUAUGGAUCCUUCAUAUUGUCAAUAUUUUCUGAGUUGCAUGCUGUAAAUCUGCACAGGUGUGACUCAAAAUUUGGCACUUUGUUUAAUCCAGAAGGAUAUGACGACUAAAAGAAGAUUCAGGUAUCAAAAUGUAGGUUAGAAAAUUAGACCUUUCAAGGCUACAACUUGUUCUGAUCAGCCACCUAUCCUACAUGGUGAUGUGAUCCUAUACAAAUAACCAUUUGCGUAACAAACAGAUAACUCAUUGCAGACACCAAUGCAUCUCUCUGUUACUCUGCGUCUAUCGAAGACAUUAAAUGCAAUGAUUUGUCCCUUGAUUAUUAUUAAGCUCAAAGGUACACUAUGUUUGGUAUGGUUGGUGGUAUGCAUUUUGAAUACAGUAUCAUACUGCAAGUGCAAAAUUGGUUUUGGGGGAUCUUUUGGGGGUGGUGUUGCAACAUUGAUUGUGAGUGGGCUUGACUAAAUAAGACAAAAAAAGUUAUGGUGCUGUAAACGAAACACUUUACAAAAUCUGUAGCUCAUUUUUCUAUAUUUGUGCUGCAGGUUUUGACGAG